Molecule: messenger RNA, 1489 nt
Organism: Melitaea cinxia (Glanville fritillary)
Lineage: Eukaryota; Metazoa; Arthropoda; Insecta; Lepidoptera; Nymphalidae
Gene: Y-c
Product: L-dopachrome tautomerase yellow-f-like
Exons: 8
Coding region: 78-1304 (408 amino acids)
Cellular component (GO): extracellular region
Source: RefSeq, a predicted model, not a curated record
UUUAGUCUGUAAUCGCGGCCUCAGUGAACCGGUCGCGGAUUGACCUCACGCGGUAAACCCCAUUAUUCACGCUCAAAAUGAGGGCAAUUAGUUUAAUUGUUGCACUUACUGCGGUAAUAAGUUGUAAGGCAGUUCAACCCGAUCUUCGCUUUGCCUGGAAAUUAGUAGACUAUGUUUGGGACUCAUCUGCUCAACGUGAAACAGCAAUUCAGAAAGGACUUUUUGUUCAAGCCAACAAUCUUCCUUUGGGUUUAGCUAGAUGGAAAAACAAAGUAUUUGUAACAGUACCAAGAUGGAAAAAUGGUGUCGUUUCUUCGUUAAAUUAUGUUGAUAUAGACGGAGCUAAAGAUCAACCUCUAAAGGCCUAUCCAUCUUUAAAAGACAACCUCGUCGCUGAUACCGAUGAAAGUUUACCAUCAAACAGUUCCAUUGUAUCUGUUUUUAGAGUGUACGUUGAUCCUUGUGACCGGCUUUGGGUGAUGGAUUCCGGGUUGGCAGAUAUUGUAGGAUCACCAAACCAAAUUGUCGGACCGUCUGUGGUUAUUUUCGACUUAAAUACAGAUGAGCUCCUUCAUCGUUACUACUUCAAAGUUUCCGAUAUGAAAGAAGAUUCAUUCUUCGCUAACAUUGUGGUUGACGUAGAUAAAAAUACGUGCGAGAACGCUUUCGCCUACAUACCAGACUUAGGAGCAUAUGGCGUCGUCGUAUACAGUUUGAAACAAGAUGACUCUUGGCGUAUCUCCCACCAUUACUUCCAUUUCGAACCUCUGGCUGGAUCUUACAAAGUCGGUGGCAUCGAGUUUCAUUGGACCGAUGGAGUGUUUGCUUUAGCGCUUUCCGAGCCCAGAGAGAAUGGGUAUCGUACAAUGUUUUUCCACGCAUUCUCAAGUACUAAGGAGUUCUGCGUAUCAACGGAGCUCCUCAGAAACUACACACACAUCGACAAGAACGAGGCAUUCCACGACUUCAAGCUAUUAGGCGACAGAGGUGAACGUACCCAAUCUUCUGCCAGCUACUAUGACCCGAAAACGAGCGUGCUAUUCUACACGCAGAUUAAUCGCGACGGCGUCGGCUGCUGGAAUUCGAACAAACCAUACACGCCCGAAAACAAUCCUCUACUAUUUAGUAACUCAACACUUUUCGAGUUUCUCAACGACUUAAAGGUGGACGAUGAAGGCACCCUAUGGUUUUUAAGUGACAAACUACCUCGCUUCCUUUACAAGUCCUUAGAUCCAAAUGACAUCAACUUUAGAAUAUUUAGCAUUAAGACUACCGAUGCGAUCGCGGGAAGCGCUUGUGCAUAAACAAAUUAAUUUUUAAUAAAUCUAUAUGUACAAAACUACAAAUAUAUAUAGGUAUAAGUACCUCUUGUUGUGCUCUCUAGAGUAAUGUAUUGAAGUGUAUUUUAUCAUUUAGUAUUAUCUAAAUUGUUUUCACUGUCUACUUUAAGUAAACUAUUACAAUCGUAAUAAAUUAUUUUUAGACUGUA